Epinephelus lanceolatus (giant grouper) is the source of this 1710-nucleotide messenger RNA. NCBI's taxonomy places the organism in Eukaryota, Metazoa, Chordata, Actinopteri, Perciformes, Serranidae. The record is from RefSeq and is a predicted model, not a curated record.
UGUAACACUCUGAAAUAGUGCAUGACGGGUGAUGAAAUAAAAAGCCUAAUGUAAUGUAAUGGGGACAUUUUAAGAAGCUAUGGGUAAACGCCUGACAUUAAAGAGGCACUGACCGCAGCUCGUGUUAUGUGUCAACUCAUCCGCAGGUGCCAGUGUAGCUAAAGGACCAAACUGAAAAUGAAAUAAGAGACAUGCCAGCCUGAAAGUAAACAGGCACUGCGCACACGGUGGUUACAGCUAGCGAACAGUGUUAAAAUGAAAGGAAACAAAUACCCAAGAACACCCCGAAAUAAUUUUCAUUUUACAAACAAAAGGUCGUAAAAACAAAGAUGAUGGAAGUCAGUCAAAGGUGGCGGAGUACCUCUGAUUAUGCAGUCGCCUGGAAAGCGAAGUUCCUCUGGACUUUUCUUUGCUUUUGGCCGAUCAUGGGAAAGUUUGUCAUCAGGUCACUCACAUAAAAGUUGAACAGGAUCGCAGAACAGGAGAGAUGAAUGCCAAGAUGAAGUUGUUUAUUGUCGGUAUCAUCUGUGCAUUAUGGCAAGUCAGUCAUCAAAAUCCAAUGGGCCACUGGACUCUGAUGCCCCACAUUUUGGUCGUGGAGGUGGAUGGCACUUUGGGCCAGCAGCCACUGAGCUGCCUGGAGUUUCCAGAGGAUCUUACGGGAAGAGGUGGCAUGAAUGAGGAUAUUUUUUGGAGGAGGAACGGAGUGGAGGAAGAACAGACAGGAAACACAUAUCUGCUGCAGCUGGAGGAAAGCUUAGGAGGGGGAAACUACACCUGCCACCGCAAGGAUGGAUCGCUCCUCAAUUACACUGUAGUCCUGAUCCAAGAGGAAGAGACUAACAGGAGGAGGAUCCUUGUGAAAAACGGCCAAGAUUAUUUAGAGUGCUCUGCCCAAAAUUACAACGGAGAGUUCCACUGCUCUUGGACCUGGCACAGCAGUCGCGUAGGCAAAGUGGCAUUUAUCAAAGCUCGACGUGUGACUGACGACAGUGGCACCCAGUGUUCUGUGGAUGCCAGCGGUCAAGAUUGGACAUGCUCUUCGGGUCAGAGUAACUUCAGAUGUUCAGUGGACGACAGCGGACACAGGAUCUUGUGCGUAGACGAGCAGCACUGCCCCUAUGCUGAGGAGACCCAGCAUAUUCACAUCAAUGUCUACGUGACGACGGAGCAUUUCCUGGUGGAGAACUACUCGAAACAUUUUUACCUGUCAGAGAUCUUGAAACCCGAUAAGGUGAAUAUCAGUAAAGUCAACACCACGGUGAUAGAGUGGAGUUACCCGAGCUCUUGGAGCAGUCCCUACUCCUACUUCCCCCUCACUUUCCAGAUUGCACAGCUCAGGAGGGGUUGCAAAAGGUGUGACAACCCGUGCACUGGCUUAAAAGCCACUAAGACCCUGACAGUCCACUCGACAGACAUUUGUCAGUUUGAAGUCAAGCACAAGGCUAAGGCCAUCUGUGUCCGGGCUAAAGAUGCUUUCUGUGACUCACAAUGGAGCGAGUGGAGCCAUAUCAGAUUGAAGAAACACAAGAAGAACAAAAAGAGCAAACAUCAGCAAGACAAAUCAUGAGCUUCAGGAAAACAAGAAUCCCAAACUGGAUAUCUUUUCAAAUGUUAUGUUUAUUAUUUAUAUGCUUUUAAUAUUUGUGCCACCUUAUAUUAUGUAGUUUGUAAUAUGUAUCUAUUCUUUAUACGCAAAGAAAUAAAAUA